AUGGACAAAAAAAAUGGUGAACGGAGAAAUAAUGUUCCGAGUAUCGGUAUGCAGCCGGAGCAGCAGCACUCUCAAGGAUACUUUUGUGCAUUAUUGGUGCAGUACACGAAAGGUGUGCAAGAGCCUAAAAGGUGUAUGAAACUGUUUUUGAUCAUCAUUCUGAGCAUAGUACUUACCAAAAUAGGUGUGCUAGCAGUGCACAUUCUCAUAAUCGAUCACAGGAAAUUUGAAGUGUGCCGUGUUCGCUAUGAUGUGGUGCACAGCCCCGAAGCGGUGAGCUUCGACAUAAGAUCACAGUAUUUAUGUCCGGUGAACGUGUUAUUGACGGGACUGCACGUAUCAUUUUCCAAUAAUGGAGAAAAUGUGGCAGUGUUGAAAAAAGAGGAAAUAAUUCUGAGAAAGAACAGAAGAUUAAAAUUUGAUGGCUCCUUGCGAAUUGAAAGCGUUAACGGCAGGAGCAUGUUUACCGGUGAUUCUAAGCUGAAUAUGGAAGUAGUGAUUGAUGCUUGGAUGCACAUGAGAGUGUUUUAUGUGUGGUUCAGGAAGCGUGUACGGUUUAGAUAUGUAUUAGGAAAUGGACUUAAACAGGAAGGCGUCUACGGUGCGUGCUUAGCUGGGUUACGUAUAGAACCGGAAUUGAUGAUCAAUUUAUACCUGGGUGGUUGUGAACUUGUGCUGCCCAGGUAUAUGAACAUCCGAAUGAACGAAAUGUCCUUUGGCGCGGUAGUGUUUGAUUGUCCUUGCAACCUUGUGGUUGGCAAGUUGUGCGUAACAAACGGUCGGCUGGUUGAACCGGUGAUUAUCACCUUCUCGUUCAGUAGCUGCACAGACCUGUGGUAUUUUCUGAUAAAUGUGUACAAACUGAUGGCAGAUGGUGAUCUAAAGGAGAGUAGUGGCCUACUUCAUAUACUAAACGUGAAGGAUGAACAGUCACUUGUAUGUCAGCAAUUUUUUAAUGAUCUAUUAGUGCCUUUUCACAGCAUUGUAGCUGUGGUAAGACGUACUAAACGAGAAUGGCCGAAAUUUGGGUUGAGAUUUUAUGGUAAAGGCAGGUUUUAUACCGUUGCUGUCAAUGUGAAGGAAUGUAAUCCGAAAAACGGAAUAGAAUACUUUCAUGUCCUGUAUAACACCAAUAUCAUACCUCUGAAUAUUGGAGUUGAGAAAGAUUAUGGGGAUGAGAAGAGUGCUGCUGUGAGAUCGGCAGCUGUGAAAAUGAAGAACGGGCAGGUCAUGAAGAUAGACGAGAAAUGUGCAUUAAACGAACCGAUUCAUGAAAGAAAUGUAAAGAAUAGCAAAGGUGACAAUCAUGCAGGUGUUGACUCUGCUCCGAGUGCAGUGGGCAGAUAUGACAGUGGCCAUACAAAUGGUAAAUCGACUGAUACCAAAGGGGCAAUAGGGAUAGAUCGUUUGUGCAAAGUGGAGGUGAUAGCUUGCACCCGUGAUGGCGCGCGGCUUGCAAAUUACGGAUCUAUACACGCGGAAGCAUCUAAAAAGCAGAAUUGGUGCGAGAAGGAGGUCCUUGAUGGAAUAUUCGGGACAAGUGUGUUUUUCAAAAUUAUUGUUGAAAUUAAAUCAUGGAACAAUUUACUGCGAUAUCUGAUGGAGAGAAGAUCUGUUCUGCUUAAGAUCAGAGUUGGCACCGAGAACAACAAGCAGUUUGCCUGUCGCUAUGAUCUAAAAAAUUGGUUAUUGUCUGGUCUUGAGAACCAUAUAAUUGAAUACGUGCCUCCAAUACGUAUGCCACUCAAAAUGGGAGCACUAACUCUCAGACAUAGUGUGGAAAUGCGUAAAAACAUAAUCUUAGUACAUUCAACCAGUGUGGAUGGUGGUGUGUGCUUAAAAUGCUCUGAUGAUGGCAGCAAAACAUUAAAACCUGCGGAAGAAGGACCUGUGAAAUGUAACUGUGAGAACGAGUUGAUAUGGCCGUUCGUGCCUGGACAUAGUAAGCGCUUAUCGAUUGAACUGUUAUUUGGAAUGUAUGAAGCAGAUUUUUCUAUCAAAAGUGCAUUCUUUUAUGACGGCGGGCGUAUCCGUGCUAGGAUAGAUUGCUGGACAAAAUUCGGGAAGAACAACUUGAUGAUCGGUGGUGACACGAUUAAUGAUCUGUUGUUCUCUGAUGUUGUGAUAAACAACGAAAGAAUUGAUAAAUCUGCAGAUCAGUUCAGGAAAAUGUGCAUUUUUUCUUGUAGUAAGGUUCUUGGACAUGCCGAACUGCGUAUUGCUGGUAUUGAAAAGAUGAUUAGGCUGGUAACAUGUGCAGAUAAGAGUGUUUUGCAGGCAGGAUUUGCGAUUAGGAAUAUAAUCAGAAUGAGAAAUCGUAUUUAUCUAAAAGCUGUGAGAAAUACAAACACAUGUGAUGUGGCAGCAAAAAUAUGCAUCGAUUUCAACCAAUCGGAAGUUACAUGCAGUCAAGGAAAUGUGUAUUUGUACGGGCAAAAUAUUAGUGUUGCACCCGAUUUUUCUGUGUUGUUUGCAGUAGAUGGAGAUUUGUCCUUUUCUUUGUGUGGAAAGUGUAACUGCCACGAAUUACUUGAACCUCUGAUCAGCAGGCUUACAUGGACAAAAGGUAGCUGGCAGGGAGCUAGAAAUAUGUGUGAUGGAAAAAUGGAUGUAGAUCUAUCGUUAGAUAUUUCUGGAAAUACUUUCGACUUGGAUUUGGGUCUACGUCCUGCCGGGGGCUGCGCGAAGAGGCUCCAAAGUACAGAAAAUGCGAAGCAGCUUAACCAUUCACUGCCAAGAGAUCCCAUCAUAUCAUGGCCUGACACAAAGAUAAGAACUUAUUUCGUCGAUAAACGCGGUGAUGAACAUCCAAUCAUGUUACUAAGUAUUUCUUCAUCGUAUCUUUGCUGCAAUCCAUUCGAUACGGUGAAGCAAAAGAUGUUUUCGCCACAGAAUCAGCACAAACCAUUGAGAAUAAUGUUAAAGGUUUUUUCUGGCAAUGGAUUUCGGCCUAAAGAGGAUGCCAUGAACCUGCAAUGUUCUUUUAAUGGACAAACUCGUGCGACUAAAAGCGUAAUGAUGAACUGUUACUUUCGUAAGUUCUUGUAUAAGUACUCACACAAGCAGUUCUUUCUGUUCCAGCUCGUUAAGUUUAUCUCUAUAAAUGGAAGCAAGGCUGUGGAAAAAGGGGAUACCUUGUUGAAACUUUCACAUUGGAGAAUCAACAAUGGCUUUGACGCAGCUUUCGUACACGGAAGCGUGCACAAUGCGGUCGGUAUGUUCCUUGGUUUCAUAAGCAGGCUGAAUUUAGGUGCGUAUCCAAGGAUUGCGCGUGUAAGACUACUGGUGAAUAACAUCAAGGCUCUAGACGUAAAGACGAACGGGAUUACGCUUUUUCGUAUAGAUUUAUCGAUAGAUCAUGUAUUUGAACUACCAAUACGUUAUAAUACAAGACAAAUUGAUCAUGUGUUUACGGUUCCUGUCAGGUAUGAAUUGCAUACUUCUGAAAUGUUUAGUAUUGAUAAAGGGAAUGUUUACACUGCUCAAUCAAGUCUAGUUGACUUUUUUAGAACAUUAGAUUUGCCGAUCAAAAAAGGCAUUUUAAUUCGUUUUGAUCGCGAAAACAGAAAUUUGACAAUAAAAGUGAAACUGCACCCAUGGAUUACUGUGAAUAGACAAAAUUUACCAUUUGUAGUAGUUUCUGAGUCUAAAUUGCGGAUGAAGUUGUACGUGUGUACGAAAGCAGGACAAUCGACUCUUAUAUUUUCUGCUCGUAGAACAGACGUAUAG
Vavraia culicis subsp. floridensis is the source of this 3729-nucleotide messenger RNA. RefSeq lists its product as uncharacterized. The record is from RefSeq and is a predicted model, not a curated record. The transcript has a single exon. Lineage: Eukaryota; Fungi; Microsporidia; Pleistophoridae. Bases 1 to 3729 code for a protein of 1242 amino acids.